This is a messenger RNA of Durio zibethinus, 1885 nucleotides long. Its product is annotated as cysteine protease RD19A-like. Gene Ontology annotation, biological process: proteolysis. The record is from RefSeq and is a predicted model, not a curated record. Gene Ontology annotation, molecular function: cysteine-type peptidase activity. Lineage: Eukaryota; Viridiplantae; Streptophyta; Magnoliopsida; Malvales; Malvaceae.
UUUCGAUUUAAGAAAGAAAAAAAAAUGGAUCAUCGCAUUGUUGUUUCUCUGUUUGUUUGUUUCUCCUUUUUCUUCGUUGGCGUGAUUUCUACGGAGACUUUCUCGGCCGAAGGAUUGGAAGUUGAUCCGUUGAUCAGGCAGGUAACAGACGGUCACGAUGGAGCCGAGCCACAGCACUUGACCGCAGAGCAUCACUUCUCGCUAUUCAAGAAACGGUUCAAGAAAUCGUACGGGUCGCAGCUGGAGCAUGAUUAUAGGUUCAAGGUUUUUCAAGCUAACCUGAGACGAGCGGCGCGUCAUCAGAAGCUUGACCCGUCUGCGACGCAUGGAGUGACUCAGUUCUCUGAUUUGACUCCGAGCGAGUUCAGGAGGACAUAUUUGGGAUUGAGGAGAUUGAGACUGCCUAAAGAUGCGAAUGAGGCACCGAUUUUGCCCACCGAUGAUUUGCCUGAAGAUUUUGACUGGAUAGAAAAAGGCGCCGUUACACCCGUCAAAAAUCAGGGUUCAUGUGGAUCAUGCUGGUCUUUUAGUACAACAGGAGCUUUGGAAGGUGCUAACUUUUUGGCAACUGGGAAACUCGUGAGCCUCAGCGAGCAACAGCUCGUGGAUUGUGAUCAUGAGUGUGAUCCCGCGGAAGCAGGUUCUUGUGAUUCUGGAUGCAAUGGUGGGCUCAUGAAUAGUGCUUUUGAGUAUACCCUCAAAGCUGGUGGACUUAUGCGUGAGGAGGACUACCCCUACACUGGCACUGAUCGUGGGACCUGCAAAUUUGACAAGACCAAGAUUGCUGCAAAAGUGGCCAACUUCAGUGUUGUUUCUUUGGAUGAGGAUCAAAUUGCUGCUAAUCUUGUGAAGAAUGGUCCUCUUGCGGUGGCUAUCAAUGCAGUGUUCAUGCAGACAUACAUUGGGGGAGUUUCAUGCCCUUAUAUUUGCUCAAAGCGACUUGAUCAUGGAGUAUUGUUGGUGGGGUAUGGUUCAGCUGGCUAUGCUCCAGUUCGCAUGAAGGAUAAGCCAUACUGGAUCAUGAAGAACUCAUGGGGAGAAAACUGGGGAGAGAAUGGAUUCUAUAAAAUCUGCAGGGGUCGCAAUAUUUGUGGAGUUGACUCCAUGGUAUCAACAGUUGCUGCUGUUAAUACCAACUCUGAGUAGCGUACGAGUUGUUCAUUACACCAGUUUUUUGUAUAUUUCAUGUUACAAUUACUUGGGAACGUGGAUGCUAACAUAAGCUUUAAAUUUCUCAUGUUUCAAAUUGUAGUUUAAAACAACUUAAAAUGUUUUUAAUUACCCUUUUUCAUGUUCCACCGUAGUUCACACCCCUUUAAAUCAUCGAAAAUGAGUUAAAUUCUAUGUUUCUAGAAAAGUUGGCUUACAUUACUAAGCUGUAAGAAUAUGUUAUGCUAUCUUAUCCUCGAUCAUGGAUAUAACAUUUCAUAAACGGUUGUCUGGCCACUUGGUUGAUUCGACAAGUGCAUGAUCUGCCCAGAAGAUAGCAGUUGGAUCCCCGCUCUAUGGACCCGAUGAUAUUAAUCAUGAUAUGAUACUAAAAAUAGGUACACAUGAAAAUAAUACAAUUUAAAAUUUUAACAAAAAAAAAUCAAAUAUAAAUUUGAUAAAAAUCAAAAUGAGCUUUGAUUUUUACAUUUCACACGAAUUAAAUACGAAAUAAAUAAAUGCAAAUUCUUUAAUUAUCAAAUCUAUAUUUACACAUUUAUAACACAGCUUUUUUAUGUCAAGUCGAAUCUAUAAAUUAUGGCACAUCUAGGGAAGAAUGUAAUCAUCAUUAUCACAUUAGAAUUAGACAACCACAGCAACUAAAACAACCGUAAGUUCUUGAUAUAUAUAUAUAUAUAUAUAUAUAUAUUUAUUUACUUAUUUAUAAUAUUUAAAU